Messenger RNA from Dothidotthia symphoricarpi CBS 119687, 1215 nucleotides. Its product is annotated as polysaccharide deacetylase family protein. Bases 201 to 1181 code for a protein of 326 amino acids. Gene Ontology annotation, biological process: carbohydrate metabolic process. The record is from RefSeq and is a predicted model, not a curated record. Gene Ontology annotation, molecular function: hydrolase activity, acting on carbon-nitrogen (but not peptide) bonds. The transcript has 3 exons. NCBI's taxonomy places the organism in Eukaryota, Fungi, Ascomycota, Dothideomycetes, Pleosporales, Dothidotthiaceae.
AUUUGGCUUACUCCACCCCUCUUGCCCUGCAUGAAAAUGCUCUCCAAGGCUGAGCGGGGUUAAGUUGGAGCUUGAUUGACGCUGUAUCUAUCUCGAAUUGGAGUUCGUCCUCGAUCAUCCCGCGUUGAUUUGCAUCGCUCUCUACGUUCUACUCAGUAUCGUCAUCACAUUCUUCACCUUCAACACAGAUUCCAACCACAAUGGGCAAAAAGCGCGUCCUCGUGAGCUACGGUGUCGAUGUUGACGCCGUAGCUGGUUGGCUUGGUUCGUACGGCGGGGAAGACUCGACGAGCGAUAUCAGCAGAGGUCUAUGGGCAGGUACAGUAGGAACACAACGCCUCUUGAAGCUUUUCGCCAAGUACGACAUCAAGACUACAUGGUUCAUUCCCGGACAUUCGCUUGAGACCUUCCCCGAAGAUUGCGCUGCGGUACGCGACGCAGGUCACGAAAUUGGGCUACAUGGCUAUUCGCACGAAAACCCCGCGGACAUGACUUUCGAGCAGCAGCGCGAUGUGCUCGACAAAACGUACAAAUUAUUGACGAAGUUUUGUGGAAAGCCGCCGAGGGGGAGUGUGGCGCCAUGGUGGGAGACAAGUAAGGAGGGAUGUGAUUUGCUCCUGCAGUAUGGUAUUGAAUACGAUCAUUCGAUGAGCCACCAGGACCACAAGUGCUAUUGGUUGAGGGCCGAAGAUAAGUGGACCAAGAUCGAUUACUCGAAGAAAGCAGAAGAGUGGAUGAAACCGUUAGUCAAGGGACAGACGACAGGGCUUGUGGAGAUCCCAGGUAGUUGGUACAUCGACGACCUCCCACCCAUGAUGUUCAUCAAAAACGCGCCCAAUUCUCAUGGCUGGGUGAACCCUCGCGACGUGGAACAACUCUGGAUGGACCACUUCGACUACUUUUACCGCGAGUACGAUGAAUUUGUUUUCCCAAUGACCAUUCACCCCGAUGUGUCUGGCCGACCACAUGUCCUGUUUAUGCACGAACGCAUCAUUGAGCAUAUCAACAAGCAUGAGGGCGUCGAGUGGGUGACUAUGGAGCAGAUGGCAGAUGAGUUCAAGAAGAACAACGAGGUCCCUGAAGGCGCAAAGAUGCCAGCGGCGGUUGGAGAGAUAUUGAAGUUGCAGAAGGAGGGGAAGGCAUAUUCGGCGUUUGAGUAUGAUGGGCCAAUUCCAGAAUAAGCCCUCUCGUUUUUGAAUAGCAAUGAACUCAUCC